Messenger RNA from Oncorhynchus keta (chum salmon), 2056 nucleotides. Its product is annotated as centrosomal protein of 55 kDa-like. The record is from RefSeq and is a predicted model, not a curated record. Gene Ontology annotation, biological process: mitotic cytokinesis; regulation of phosphatidylinositol 3-kinase/protein kinase B signal transduction. The transcript has a single exon. Bases 1 to 1404 code for a protein of 467 amino acids. Lineage: Eukaryota; Metazoa; Chordata; Actinopteri; Salmoniformes; Salmonidae.
AUGUCAUCCAGCAACAAAAACAAGGACAACUUCGUCGACAAGACAGGUGGAAGGCUGUGUUGCUCCAAAAAUGAUAUGAAGAUCAGUAAACUCAGAAAGGAGAAUGCAUAUCUCAGGAAGUCAUUGGAUGAGCUGUCUGCUCAGAAAGGAGAACGAUCAGAUUCUGGAAAUAACAAGCUUUUAUUAGAGAAAAUCCUGUCACUGGAGACUCUACGGGAGAAGAACGCUCAGCAGCUGCUGGCCAGAGACCAGGAAAUCUGCUCUCUUUGGCAGCAGGCCCAUGCGGCAGAAGGUGAGACAGUGGCCGGUCUGCAGGCCCAGAUAGACCACUAUGUCAGGGAAGCCGACCAGAGAAAAAAACUCUUCCAGUCACUCCAAGCCGAGACAGAGGACGUUAAGAACAAGCUGGUGUCCGUGUCUGCUAAGUGCCAGGAGCUGGAUAGUAGACCUGGCGCUGAGCAGCAGAGCUGCCCAUCAGAUGGACAGGUGCUCACCACCAGUACUGCAAUGAGCCACGACCACCUCACAGAUGCCCUGGAAAAGAACCAGCAGUGGCUGGCCUACGACCAACAGAGAGAGGCGUAUGUGAAGGUGGUGUUGGCCCGGGUGUUUGGGCUGGAACAGCAGCUGAACCAGGCCAAGCAGGCCCUCGCACAGCAGCAUAAAGACGCCCACUCAGAAGAGAGGUCAGUACAGAUACAGAAGCACUAUGAGAAAUUGUUACUGAUGACCAAGAGGGAGCUGGAAACUCAGAGAGAGCAGGUCAACACAGCCCAGAGACAACUGUCUGAGCUGCAGUGUAGGUAUGAGGAGAAGCAGAGAGAGGUGGGAGAGGUGAGGCAGCAGUUCCAGGCGGAGAAGCUGAGUAUCUUGCAGAGUGUCCAGAAGGAGAAGCGUCGCUCUGGGGACAGAGAGGGCCAUCUGUGGGAUGACAUGGAAGAGCUCCAGGCUAGACUAGAGGAAAAGGAGACCAGGUCUGCUGAGCUCCUAGUGCAGGUGAAUCUACUGCAGAAAUCCCUACUAAGCCUGCAUGAGGAGCAGAAACGCGUCACAAUUCUGGAACAGCAGAUCCAGGUGUCCGCCAAAGACCUGGAGGAUGAGAAGCGAGACUGUCAGUAUUUACAACAACAGCUCCACAAGGUGUUGAAGGAGUUACGCAAGGCAAAGGACCACGUUGCCAAACUCGAGUCAGAGAAGGGGCAGAGGGAGUUGUCCCGCCUGUACGAGGCCAGCGCUCACUGCAGACCCCCAGCACCCCUGAAGCGCUCCAAAGAGAGCGUCACCUCCCACUCUCAGGUCCCCAAGCUGCUAGACGAGAGCUUCUUAGAGUGCCCCAGCUGUCGAGCCCAGUACCCCACCAGGCACCACCGAGAGCUGCUGGCCCACCUCGAGCACUGUCUGUAAACACUGUCUGGGCUGUACAGGGCUGGAAGCAUAGAAGUAGGCCUAGAUCUAUCCAAUGGAUUUAGAAUCUAGUCCAAUUUUUAUGGCUGGAAGUACCCGCCCGAUAAGGAAGUCUGGAAUAGGCUCGGGGGGACAUUUUACCAUUCUAAAACGCACUAAACUCCCCUUUUCAAAAUGUUAUAGCUGGUGCAAACGCCAGCUGCAAUGCCAUGGUUACUUUGUGCACUGCGUCUGUGUGUUGAGCAGAGUCAAAUGUAAUUCCUCCAUGUGUACUGUAUGUACCUUGGUCCUGGAUUGCUACUGGAUCAGAUUGGCGAUCAAACUGGAAAUAUUGCUUACUGUAUACUGUAAGGAACGCUGCUUCAAGACAGUGAGUGUAUUUUAUAAAGCCCUUUAUAACUGUUAACUUGUUUACUCACUCAACCUUUGAGUUUUUUGGACAUGUUUUUCUCUCUUUGACUAAAGUGUAAAUCCGUUUCCUGGUUUAAAAUACUUUAGAUCAUUUUGAUGUUCAGACUGUUGGGCAUUGUUGUUCCUAAUGUCCAUUAUUAUUAUCCUUGCAUAAAUCUUCUAAAUACCCGUUAAUUAAAACAAAUAAAGCUUUCUUGUUCUAGAAAUGUAUAGUUCUUGUUUCCAGCUAAGAUGAUAGUUU